GUGAAAAAAUCUAUCGGGAUUUUUCUGUGUGUGAACAAGAAAAAAAAAGAAUAGAUAAAGAGAAUAAAAUAAAGAAAAGAAAUCUGGAAAUGGCUUUAAAGAAAACGUCAGCUGAAACUAAGAAAUUAGCUAAGAAGCUUAAAAGGGUUGUUAAAGAAGGGGGACCAGAAAAAACAGAAGAUUCAAAAAAGUUGAUAAACGGAGUUCGAGAAAAUCAAGUUAAAGAAAAACAAAAUGAUGUGGAAGCGACCAAGAUCCAGGAUGUUGAAGAUGAAAAUAAAAAGUUAGCCGGAAAACAGAACAAGAAGUUAAAAUUGGCUGUUAAAGAAGGGGAAUCAGAAAAGUUUAUUGAUGGAGUUCGAGAAAAUAAAGUUGUUAAAAAAGAAAUAGACGUGGAAACGAAGAAGCCUGACAAAACAAGCAGUAAAACUUUUAAUAUUGGAGACUUCGUGGUUAUAAGUUACCAAAAGAAGAGGUAUCCAGGUUUAAUAAAAAAUAUAGAUCAGGGUGCCCAAGAAUCAGCGUUAUGGAAAAGAUAAAACCAAAUUUUUGGAGAUGGCCCAAAAAUGUGGACCAAAUUUGGUAUAAGAGAAAAUUUGUUUUAGAAAAAAUUUCAGAGCCAAUAUCAUCCAAAGGCAGUAUAUAUAAUUUAAAUAUUUGAUAAUUAAAAAAACCUUAUUAAAAAUAAACCUUAUGUUCAUUUACUAGUCUUAUAGUUUUCAUUUAUUG
Messenger RNA from Anthonomus grandis grandis, 729 nucleotides. RefSeq lists its product as uncharacterized. Lineage: Eukaryota; Metazoa; Arthropoda; Insecta; Coleoptera; Curculionidae. Bases 90 to 539 code for a protein of 149 amino acids. The transcript is spliced from 4 exons. The record is from RefSeq and is a predicted model, not a curated record.